Molecule: messenger RNA, 2251 nt
Organism: Cryptomeria japonica (Japanese cedar)
Lineage: Eukaryota; Viridiplantae; Streptophyta; Pinopsida; Cupressales; Cupressaceae
Exons: 1
Coding region: 407-1609 (400 amino acids)
Molecular function (GO): catalytic activity
Source: RefSeq, a predicted model, not a curated record
UUGUUUUCAAGUAUGCAACCAGGGAAACCCAUUUGUGAAAAAGUUUGAUCUCUUGUCUGAGCCGGAGACAUGGCAUAAGAAGGAAGUCGAGUUAAAUGAUGGACCACAGACUGUUCGAAGAGUAGAAGCACCUUUGGUUGAUGCACUUAGAGCCUCUGCAGGACAAAAUGUUGCAGCAUUUCAUUUUCCAGGUCAUAACAGAGGCAGAGCAGCUCCUCAGUUACUGGCUGAGCUCAUUGGAGUGGAUCCUUUUAAGCAUGACUUACCUGAGCUUCCAGAACUUGAUAACUUAUUUGCUCCCAAGGGAGCGAUAGCGGACGCUCAAGAAAAGGCUGCACAUUUAUUUGGAGCAGAUUCAACGUGGUUUCUUGUAGGAGGAUCCACCUGUGGUAUUCAGGCAGCAGUAAUGGCUACGUGCUCGCCAGGUGAGAUCCUUAUUCUUCCUAGAAACAGUCACAUAUCUGUAAUCUCUGCCAUGGUUUUGUCUGGGGCUUUACCAAGAUAUCUUCUACCAGAGUAUGACCCUGUCUGGGAUCUCACUUAUGGUAUCCAUGCAUUCCAAGUUAAGGAUGCACUUGAUGAAAUGAGAGAUGAAGGUAAGAGAGCAGCAGCAGUUUUAAUCACGUCACCAACAUACUUUGGGGUUUGUAGUGACUUGAGAGGGAUUGCAGAUGUCUGCCAUAAUUAUGGUGUACCUCUUAUUGUUGAUGAAGCUCAUGGGGCCCAUUUCAAAUUUCAUUCUGAUUUGCCAAACACUGCUCUGGAACAAGGGGCAGAUAUAGUGGUUCAGUCUACACACAAAGUUCUCUGUUCCCUCACACAAUCUGCAAUGAUACACAUUCAGGGAGAAAUGGUAAACAGGGAAAGAUUCUGUCGAUGCCUCCAAACACUCCAAAGUUCUAGCCCUAGCUAUUUGCUUCUUGCUUCUUUGGAUGCUGCACGGGCUUAUAUUUGCAAAUGUACUGGCUCUCCAUACAGCUCAAACUCGCAUUUUAGUAGAGCCAUAGACCUGGCAAAUGAAGCACGACAUGCCAUUCAGCAGAUCCAUGGUCUUUCUGUGCUACAUUCAGUCAACUCUUCAGGUACAAUGGUACUUGAUCCUUUGCGAAUCACGGUAAGUCUCUGGGACAUAGGAUUAUCAGGUUAUGAGGCAGAUGACAUCUUGAGGAUUGAGCAUGGUGUGAUAGCAGAACUACCCUCUUUGCACACUUUAAUGUUUGCAUUCAAUCUAGGAACAGAUUCAGAACAUGUUCAUAGACUUGUUGGUGCUCUGCAAACGCUUUCUAUAAUACCUGUAAGAAAAAACAUAUCUGAACAUACGUUUCUGUCUAAAGUACACAAUGAUGGACCAUUUGCUACCAUUAAAACAAAGCUAAGCCCAAGGGAGGCAUUCUUUGCAAGAACUGAAAGGGUAGAGAUAGAUCAUGCCCUUGGGCAGAUAUGUGGAGAGCUUAUUUGUCCCUAUCCACCAGGUAUUCCUAUUCUUGUUCCAGGUGAGGUCAUCUCCGAUAAAGCUUUAAUGUACCUUAAAGAAAUUAUUCAUGCAGGUGCCAUGGUCAGUGGAGCGUCUGAUCCAUCUCUGUCAUCUAUAAUUGUCUGUAAAGCAUAGUAUUCCUUUUAAACAUUACAUUGUUCACUUCUUUAGGGAUUUUAUACUUGCUUUAUAACCUUCUCUUGCCCGCUACUCAUAUGGGAUUCUUUUUGCUUGAUUCCUUGAGGGUGACUUGGAAUGCUGUAGGAGGAAGAGAUGCUUAGUAUAUAAUUAUUAGAGGUAGAUUUCAAAAGGUGACUUAGCAGUUCAUUUUGGUAUUAAAGACUGUGUCACACACGUAGAAGAUUUUCUAGAGCUGAAAGUGCCUAAAGCCCAGAUACAACUUUCCUUAAUAUUAUUGUAAAAACCAUAUGGCAUGUGUAAAAGGGAUGAAUUCGGGUAUGAGUCUUGGUCAAGUCUGUAUGGAAUAGUUGCUCUCUAUACGUUGGCAUGUAUGCCAAAAUAAAGUAGGCUUGCUCAUGCUACCUCUAAAGAGCUUGUUUUCUUGACAGCUUUUUAGAAAAGCAUGUCGUAGUAAACACUAUUUGGAGUUAAGUGUCAAUCUUCAAGCUUAAUUACAGUAUGAAACCUUAAGACAUGCAUAUGAACUUGAACUAUUAAAUUUUCACCUAACUCAGAAACCAAGACCCAUAUUUAGUCUAAAAGUUAGACUGGGAUUCUGAACAUUACAACUUCAAAUAUAUGCAUUCAUUUCAAUGA